Nothobranchius furzeri (turquoise killifish) is the source of this 5409-nucleotide messenger RNA. RefSeq names its product myocardin related transcription factor Bb (gene mrtfbb). Gene Ontology annotation, biological process: positive regulation of transcription by RNA polymerase II; smooth muscle cell differentiation. Lineage: Eukaryota; Metazoa; Chordata; Actinopteri; Cyprinodontiformes; Nothobranchiidae. The record is from RefSeq and is a predicted model, not a curated record. Gene Ontology annotation, molecular function: transcription coactivator activity. Gene Ontology annotation, cellular component: nucleus.
ACUCAUUCUUACAUACACACUCACACACACACACACACACUUUCCUGGCUGAAGCCAGCAGAGAGACAGAGAGACAAGAAGCCGGCUGUCGUUGGCUCAGUGCGGGGUCUCACUCUCUCUCCGUGAUCUGCUCUGGCCUCAUCACUCCAUGGGACUCCAGAUCUGGCCUCCAAGCCAACCAGAACUGUCCUCCAUGGCCUGCCUAGAUGUGGAGAGCCCCUCCAUCUGCAGGGGCAAAUUCAAAUCAGUUCUUCAGCACUGUCUGCAGCAGAGGAGAACUCGAGAGCAGCUUGUGGAGCAAGGCAUCAUGCCUCCUCUGAAAACACCUGCUGCCUUCCACAAGCAGAUCCGUAGCCUGGAGAGAGCCAGGACUGGAAACUUCUUGAAGCACAAACUCUGCAGCAGACCAGAACGUUCUGAACUGGUCCGUAUGCAUAUCCUGGAAGAAACACAAGCAGAGCCCUCCCUGCAAGCUACACAGAUGAAGCUGAAGAGGGCCAGGCUGGCUAGUGAUCUCAACGAGAAGAUCUCGCACAGACCUGGACCCAUGGAGCUGGUGGAGAAGAAAAUCCUGCCUGUUGUCUCGGGGGUCGAGGAGCUCAUUGAAGGUGGUGAGGCUGACGACUCAGAGGCGCCACAUGUCCCAGAUGUGUACAGCUUUGAUGAGGACAGCAGUGACGCAUCAGUCCCCCAACUGUCCAACAGCCAGCUGUCCCCAUGCUCCACCCUGUCCUCCCCGAAAGACUCUGGAUGGACCGACUGUUCUUCCUCUAACUCCAACACCCCCACACAGCUCUCUCCAGCUCUCAGCACCCAGUCUACGUCAGACGUAGGCGACUUUGUCUCUGCUGUCGAGCUUCAGAGUAACCAGUCGACGCGUCCGCCUCCUGCUGCGGUUGUCCCCACCGCCUCGUCUGGGCCGGUUCUCGUGAAACAAAGCUUGGCAAAGCUGCCUGCUGACAAAAGCCGCAGCAAGAAGAGCAAAGAGCCCAAACCGCGGCUGAAAAAGCUGAAGUAUCAUCAGUACAUUCCCCCCGACCAGAAGCAGGAGCUCAGCGAUGUGCCGAUGGACUCCUCCUACGCUCGUCUCCUGCAUCAGCAGCAGCAGUUCCUCCACCUCCAGAUCCUCAGCCAGCAGCAGCAGCAGUACAGCCACCAUCCUGUCCUACCAGUUGCACUGAGCAUAUCCACAACUGAGUUACAAAGCAGCUGUCCAGCUGUUGUUUUCAGUGGAAACACAUCCUCCUCCCCAGUGCAGCUCCACCAUGCUGAUAAAAACCACAAGCCAGAUCACUUACCAGCUAACUUGGAUGAGAUGAAGGUUGCUGAGCUGAAAAUGCAGCUAAAGCUCAGAUCUUUGCCUGUUUCUGGAACUAAAACUGACCUAAUAGAGAGGCUGAAGACAUUUCAGGAGAGCUCCAACAUCCACUAUGCUGUUGGCAAGGAGACAGGAGACAUGGCAGCAGCUUUACAUUCUGAAAACAUCACGUUAUCACCACCAGUGUCCCUCAUAGCUUCCAAAGUGUCCAAACUGGGAAUAGAGGACAGCAACAAGACAGACACUUCAGCAAAGCUGGUUUCAGACAUUCCAACUCAUGCUGUCCACUGCAUGGAGUCCCCAGAUAGACACAGAGCAUGUCCCACUGACACAAAAUCCAGUGAGAAGGACUCUGACAAGGACAAACGUCUGCAUGAGAAGGAGCGUCAGAUAGAGGAGCUGAUGAAGCAGCUGGAGCAGGAGCAGAGGCUAGUUGAGGAGCUUAAGAUGCAGCUGGAGGAGGAGAAAAGAAGCCAGCAAAACGAUUCUCCACCUCAGAUCCAUCCCUUGGUGCCGAUCCAGGUGAAAAUGGAAACCAGGAUCCCAUCGAGCUGCUCAGCAUCCUGCAGCUCUCCUGGUCUGCCGGCGCUGAUUAAACAAGAGGAGUCUGCAGAUCAUAACCAUGCAACCGCUCCACCGGUCAUCAGACAGGCUACGACUCUGCAGUCUGUGGGGGCCGGAGCUCAGAUCCUUCAGCCCACAUCUCUUUCUGCCUCCGCAGCCUCUGUCGAGUUCCCCGCCAAAAGCAUUGAAUUGCACUCUAUUGUUAGCAGCGCAGCUCCAGGCCCCGACCAGACCUCUGGACAGGUGCCACAGAAAACAGCCAUCUCUGCAGCGGUACAGCAACAGAUCAGCACUCAGAAUCAGCUACUAGGAAAGACAUGGAUGGAUAUCAAGGUACCAAACCAAGCCAGUGUGUUCCCUGUGGUUGGAUGUGUCCAAACUGUCCCAAACAUCUCCAAAGAAAAGUCGCCCUGUUCCAGCCAACACCCUGUGAGGUCACAGCAGUUAAAAUUCACCAACCAUGCAUCCAAGGGUAAAGACCCACCACGCUAUGAGGAAGCAGUUAGACAGACAUGCCGAGCGUUGUCAGCAGCUCAGGGUCCCACUGCAGCCAGUCAGCAGAUGGAUGACCUGUUUGAUGUGCUGAUCGAGAGCGGCGAGAUGUCUCCUUUCAGCAGACAGAAUCCUCCCUGCCUGGAAAAGCUUCUCCCAGUGACCGCCAGUGUAACCACCCUUCCCAUCAACACCGUUUUGUCUCGCCCUCCACCUUUGGUGCAGGUGGCUCAGCUGCCUGCUGCCCCACCGGACCUGGAGGCUCUGACUUCUAGACACGAGCUGGAAACCCUUCUGGAUGCCACACUGUUUCCCAACACUAAGGGACAGAAAUUGAAGUUUUUAGAGGAGUUGAAUUCACCUUUGGUCACCAUGGAGGUGAACUCUAGUGAAAACAUGCCACCAGCGGGUCUGAGCUUCCACAACACCACUGUGGACAGCAUGGAUUGGCUGGAUCUGACCCUGUCAGUGCCAGCAGAAGAAGGAGGAGUUAACCCUUUGGACAUAUCAGUGCCAGAGGGUGUUUUCUCCGCCGACUUCCUGGACUCUCAUGAACUGCAAUUAAACUGGGACUGAGAGUUUUUCAUCAGCCCGUUUCAUUCCAAAUUCAGUUUUAAUGCACAUGGAGGAUUGCGUUUGCUUUUUAUGAGUCAAUGAGAACAGCUGAACUCUGAAAAAAGUGCCCGUGAAACCUCUAAAAACCAAAUGGUACGGAUUCUAGUGGGUGAAAGAAUCAUCAAAGUUCUGCUCCUGAGAUUUAUUUGUUAAUCCUUUCCAGGUAUAAACAGAGGCCCUGCAGGCCCACAGGCAGGGCAAGCAAUUGCUUGGGGGUCCUUAGGCCACAAAGGGACCAGAGGAACCAGAGGGCUGAAAAACUUUGAGUGAGAACCUCUACGCCGGUGAGACCGAUUGCUCAGCCAGAGACCGGCACACACUUCCUCGUCCAAUGCCCUUGCCCCAGCUCCAAUGGAGAAACAUCUGCAUACUUCCUAGACUGCACCAGGCAGCAGGUGUCUUCGAUUGGGGCCCCAUGACAACCUUUACAGCCUCUAGGCAUAAAUCAGAUGCUUUAUUGCAGCACAAAUGAGUCGCAGCAGCACUGAAUAAAACAACCCCUCAUUUGUUAAGAAUAAUCAUCUGUGAACAUGUUUCCAUCGUGUAUUUUAUAUUAAAGGUGUGGUUCACAGAAAAAAUGCAUUUUUAAAAGAUUAUUUCUGAUUGAAAUCAAUCACUCUGUGUUUUUCAUCUACAGCUAUCUCCUGCAUUAGCUUCUGAUAGAAAAUAGAUGGUGAAACUCCCCCAUCUUGACACAUGACGAGGAAGGUCGUUGUACAUUCAGUGUCCAGAAAACAGCAGAUAAUGCCUAGUAGAAGCUAACUGUUAGCAUUAGCAACUCCACCACAUGGCAAAACUCCUCCAGGCUUGUGUUGUGUUGCUAAGUAAACAGGGUCAGUUGCAGAGUCGCAUUUCUGUUACCCAAUCAGAGGUGAGAUGUCCAAAUAUCCAGUCAUUUAGUAGUUCGAUACGCUCCAGAACGCAAUGCCUGCAAUUCUAAAUUCUACUUCUCAGCGUACUGGGACUUUUUUCUAGGGUACGGAGAGAAACAGUGGUUUUUCCACUCAUGAAUUAGUCUAAUUCUCUGAGAUUUCUGAAAUCGUAUCUGUCCGUCCUCUGGCACCACUCCACCUACAACCCAAAAGACGUGCCCCAAGAGAAGCUUUGUUUUGAGCAAGAGGACGCGUUCUCUCCAAAUGCACCAAGGACGCACUUCACUGCCCUGACAAGCGCGGCGCACGCAGUUCUACCAUCAGCAGGCAAGAGGAGAGAAACAAAGACAAUAUUCGACAUAGUUCAUUUUUGUUCACAUCAUUACAUAAAAAAGAUCAACAGAAGGAACAACCACAGCAACAUUAUUGUUGUCUUCUAGUGACACCUGCUGGAUGCAUCUGAAUUUAAUCAGUCUCAAUUAAAACUUUACUGUUCUUUUUAAAAAACGCUUCUAUUUUCUAAUUUAAAGAGCUGAGUCUGCUCUGGGCACUAUCUUGUGUUUUUCAACAUAGAAGUCGGUGUAGUGUCUUUUUGUUUCUGGAUGAACUGUGGUUAUGGCUGCCGGUGAAGGGUCUCAGCCAUCCACUCAGUAAUCCUAGUAGGUUCAUUCUGGACUGCUUUGUCAACGGUAAAAUGUGGUUUUGUGUUGGAACGAGAAAGGACUUCGCUUUGAUAUUCUAACAUUUCUGUACCAAAGAUAUCAUACGGCGUCAUUUGCAUGUUAUUUACACAUGAUUUAGUUAUGUAACUUUAUACAAAGUAACAGCUGUUAUGUAAUUUCAGAAAUUUGCCGACAGCCUCCGCUGCACAUUCUUGUCAAUAAAAAAUAGAAAAUCAGUCAUCUCUUAGUUCUGUUGAACAACCAGCUCAAUACAUUCAUAAAGCUUAAAAAAAGUCUAAAUCUGUACAGAGUUCCAACAAGAUUAAAAUUCAUCACGUUGAUUGUGUGUCACAUAGGUUUAAACAUGCGUGACACGGCGCUGCCAAAAAGGGUCCGUUUUCUAACUGAUCUCUCUUGUUUUUGCUUUAAGUCACACGCAAAUGUUUCAGAGCUGCAAAGAAAUUUCUGGUUGGACCAAAGAUAAGCUGUGCAAAUGCAAAAGGCAGUUUUAAAUGAUGACUUUCAUUUAUGAGGGGGCGGAAUGUCUCCAAGCCAACCUGGCUCUACAUAUAAAACAAAAUGCCUUCUUGGUUAUCAGGAAUUAACCAUGACUAGUAAAUGGAUUCAAUAAUCAGAUUAUUUGGAAAGUUUUCACACCCAGGCCUGAUUACGACAAAACUCUUAGAAUUAAGAAACCACUUCACUAGAACUUGAAGAAGGCUAAAAGAUCUAAAAACAGAACACAUAUAAGCUCUUGUAGCGGUCACACUUUAAAGUGUGACGACUGUAAAUUAAUUAUGACCAAUAAGAUGUGAUUAUUCCACAUAAAUAUGAAAUAUCAACCUGAUUGAUUUUCGAAUGUGUAAUCAGAGGAUUAUAGUUACUU